AUUACCAAUAUAUAUGUUAUUUGUAAAUACGAUUUGUUAGUUUAUUAUUUAACCUAUUAAAUAAUUCAAAUUAAAUUUUUUAGUAUUUGAUGCGAAAUUGGGUGAAAAUAAAAUGUGCAAAUCGUUACGAUAUUGACAAAAAUUUACAUUGUCAAUAUUUCGUGCCUGAUUUUUUAGCAAAGUCAUAUCAAGACAUGAUUAUUGUGUUACCGUACGAUUUCUGUUCAAUAUCUCAAAUGGUAGCUAGCGUUGUUUUAUCACAGGAUUAUACUGGAACUGAAUGUGAAGUGUGUAUCUUUAAACCAUUCAUCCAGUGUGAUCAAAAAUACUUUUUUGCAUAUGUCAGUCAGAACUAUGAGGUUUUGGGAAUUAGUAAUUGGUUUGAGUGUUUUCAUGGGUAUAGAGGCUCAUGCGAAUGUAACUCAAUAGAAAUUUCGAUUUCCAAAUUGAAUCUUUUUCAAAAUCAUUCACCAUCGACUUCUAUUCCAUCGUUCAUCUCUACUUUGAUGUCUUUACGUUCAACGUCGAUUUGUAUGAAUUGUAAAGUACCAUCGAAUUAUCCAGUUAUCAUGAAAUAUUUGAUCGAUAAUAUUGAAGUUUUGUCCAGCUUUAAAGCUAAAUUCAACAAGGAAUACUUCAGGCAAGUUAAAAAAUUAAAAAAUAUCUCAACUUUAGAAAAACAUUUAAAUGUCAAAUUAAGAGUUGUUAAGUAUGAGAUAAAUAAGUGUCAACAAUUUGUGGAUGAUUUAAUGUUAAAUUUAUUAACAAAUAAUAUUUGCACGUUUAAAGUUGGAGACUGUCAGUAUUCAGCAAGAAUAAUUGAAUAUACAAAAAAAGUAUCUCUGUCUCAUGAACGUUUCAUGAAUAGUAUUAUUAAAUCUCAAGAGCAAGUAAUAGAACAUCUUACCAAUAAGGUUAAAGAGGUAGAAAUUAUGACAAAAUUGGCAAAUUUACUGAUGCCCUCCUAAUGUUUUAAUUUUUGAAUUUUAUUUUGAUCAAUUUAUAUACUUUCAUUAAGAAAACUGAUAACGAAUGUUAAGUAAUAUGUUUUUGUAUGUUUUUAUAUAAAUAUUAAUAUACUAUUCUAAUUAUGUAUUAUUUAAAUGAGAAACAUAACGGAUAUAAUAUUUAAACAAAAGCCAUUAUUGUGGUACUACUUUUCUAGCCGACCGUAUGCCCCAAGCUGUCGAACUAUUUGUUUGUAGUUUGUUCAUUACUUGAAAGGCAUUGGGACACCACGGGUUUAAGAGCGUAUCACUAUUCAUAUCACAUUGCCAGUAGAAUAAUUGGAUUCUUAGAUAUAUUUUAAAUAAAUAAUACGCCAACGUUAAGUAUAAUAAUUAUUUAAUAUUCGCGAUUAUAUUAACAAGAAAAUAACGAUAAGAUGUAAAAGUAUCGAUAUAUUAUGUAUUUCGGUAGAGAGUAAAAGUGCAAAAUUCAUCGCCGGAUGGGUACGUAUCACUCGCGGUCAUUGGCAUCACUGUAUGUAUGACAAAGAGAGGUAGCUGUGUCUCCAUCCAACCAAAAAAAAAACUACCGCUACGGACGGGAAAUAGUACGACCAGUUCCGACUAUGGCUAUUCCUCGACAACCGUCGUAACGAAACGGUCAAACCGACCGAGGUGCCUAAAAGUCUUGAGCCUUUGAGAGGGGUUAACGUCAAUAGGAAUUUAUAGAAACAAAAAUAAUAAAAUAAAUUUAUCCCACGCUGGACAAUGUAAUAUACAUAGAAUUAGUUUGAAUUUAUAAGAAUAAGAAUUAGUUUGCUUCACAUGUUUCAAAAGAAUUUUCUAAUCAGCUUGUUAACACCAGAACUGAGUUUAUGGGUUCACCCAAGAACUUUAUUGCCAGUACCGAAUGAUACCGCGAUGCCUUUACGACCAUGUCGCUGCUUACGCUGUUAAGCUUUCGAACAUUGAACUUUGCGACCCAUAAUAAGUUUCCGCUCUUGAGGUAAUGUCGAAUAUGGAGGAAGUUCAAUCACAUUGGUUACAAGGGGUGUCUCUUGAUCGUUGAAUAAACUAGAUGAUGUGAAUCCAGUUGACUCAUGGACAGUAUUAUUAUUAUUAUUAAAAUUAUCUAACACCAUAAAAUAUACUGCACUCUAUUCCAACCAACGGGAAGUGGCCUAUAAAUAUCAACUCGUACUUUAUCCAAUAUAUUUUCCGACAUGGUAUGAUGCAUAAGGCCUUUCACUCACUGAUUAGAAGGCUUAGUCCGCUGAUAUAUAUCACAGGUUGACAAUAAUUUACGAACAAUUCUAUCCAUGUUAUUAAAAAUACAAAAUUCUUUAAGAUCACUCAAACAUUUCUCUGCUCCAGCAUGUCCAUAUAAUUCAUGAAACUUUACAACAACAGUAGAAAAUUGAGAUUUGAGUAACGAAAUCAACUAUUGAGCUAAACUUUGCUACUAGAUUAUCAUUUUUAGAUGCCUAUUCUAUAUCUUUAGGGCCAAUUACAAUUUGACAAUGUGAUAAUAAGGGUACUGUUAUUCUAUGAAUAGUAGAGAGUUAUUCAUAGUUUAUUUUAUUGCAUUCAUCAUAAGUACAUAAUGGUAUUCAAUAUAAUAAAAACGGUAGCACAGUGUGAGUGUGGUAUAGUUGAAACUAGUAUAGAUAAUAUCUGACAGUGAUUAGAAUCACUAUCAUAAGUAAUGCUUCGAUGAAAAUCUGUAGACAGGUUUAAUUUUAAGAAAUUGGUGGAUUAUUUUAAAGCAAAAUUCUAAAUCAAAUAGAAUUAAGAAAAAAUUGCAGAUAAUCAUUGCCACAGGCAAUGAUUUUUAAUGAAUCGGCAAGCGUUCGUCGCAUUCGUUUUUUGAUAAAAUUUGCAAUUUAAACUGAUUCAAAUUUGGCAAAAGGGUUCGACGAAGAUCUGAAACUUGUUUCUA
Daktulosphaira vitifoliae (grape phylloxera) is the source of this 2886-nucleotide messenger RNA. RefSeq lists its product as uncharacterized. NCBI's taxonomy places the organism in Eukaryota, Metazoa, Arthropoda, Insecta, Hemiptera, Phylloxeridae. The record is from RefSeq and is a predicted model, not a curated record. The transcript has 2 exons. Bases 90 to 968 code for a protein of 292 amino acids.